AUGAGAACUCACGUAGUUGUUCUUUUCAAACUGGUGAUUGUGGCCUACUUACUCACAUGCAGCAAAGGUGUUCAUGAUCAACUAAACGAGGAAUGCAUUCCACUGAGUAGGUCAUGUUUUCCAUCCGAUUUCAUAUUUGGGACAGCAUCGAGUGCUUAUCAGUAUGAAGGAGCAGCAAGUGAAGAAUACGGCAAAGAACCGAGUAUUUGGGAUACGUUCACGAAGGAACAUCCAGAAAAAAUACCUGGUGGCUCAUCUGGACAAGUUGCCAAUGAUUUCUACCAUCGGUACAAGGAUGACAUCCGCAUGAUGAAGAAGAUCGGUUUCGAGUCCUUUAGACUGUCCAUUUCUUGGUCUAGAAUAUUACCAAGAGGGACAAUAAGUGGAGGAGUGAACUUUGAUGGAAUCAACUUCUAUAACAAUCUCAUAGACGAUCUCUUGCAAAAUGGUAUAAAACCUGUAGUGACUUUGUUCCAUUGGGAUCUUCCACAAGCUCUUGAAGAUAAAUAUGGUGGAUUUUUAAGUCCGGAUAUUGUGGAUGAUUAUCACAAUUAUGCGAACCUGUGUUUCGCACAAUAUGGUGAUAGAGUGAAACACUGGACCACUUUCAAUGAGCCAUACAUUUUUUCAACUCAAGGGUAUGAGAGUGGUGUUAUGGCACCAGGUCGUUGUUCUGAUUAUGCUGGAAAUUGUCCAAAUGGGGACUCGGGAACCGAACCUUAUAAAGUAGUUCAUCACAUACUUCUUGCACAUGCGGAUGUGGUAGACUUGUAUCGGAAGAAAUUUCAUCCAACUCAAAAGGGAAUUAUAGGAUUAGUGGAAACAAGUCAAUGGGCGGAACCGAAAUUCCAAACACUUGAAAGCCGCAAGGCUGCCAAGAGAGCUCUUGAGUUUAUGCAUGGAUGGGUUUUUGAUCCAAUAGUGUUUGGAGACUACCCAAAAAUCAUGAGAUCAUUAGUUGGACAUCGAUUGCCGAAGUUCACUGACGCUCAAUCAGAACUUUUAAAAGUCCUGCAAAUGAUAUGCAUGUUAAUCUCACAAAGUUCAACAUUCUGGCUCGUGAUCUAUCCAAAGGGAAUUGAAGACUUGGUUUUGUACUUGAAAGAGAAAUACAACAAUCCUCCUCUUUACAUCACUGAGAAUGGAGUUGUCGACACCCCUGAUGUUAAAAGGGGUUUUCUUGACACCUUCAUUCCAAAUGAUUGGUUGGUUGAUGAUCGCGUGAGGAUAAAAUACCAUCAUGACCAUCUGUGGCAUUUGCUAAAUGCUAUAAAGUAA
Molecule: messenger RNA, 1278 nt
Organism: Morus notabilis
Lineage: Eukaryota; Viridiplantae; Streptophyta; Magnoliopsida; Rosales; Moraceae
Product: beta-glucosidase 12-like
Exons: 11
Coding region: 1-1278 (425 amino acids)
Biological process (GO): carbohydrate metabolic process
Molecular function (GO): beta-glucosidase activity
Source: RefSeq, a predicted model, not a curated record